Messenger RNA from Halichondria panicea, 1192 nucleotides. RefSeq lists its product as uncharacterized. The coding region runs from base 1 to 906 and encodes 301 amino acids. The transcript is spliced from 5 exons. The record is from RefSeq and is a predicted model, not a curated record. NCBI's taxonomy places the organism in Eukaryota, Metazoa, Porifera, Demospongiae, Suberitida, Halichondriidae.
AUGUCCUUUGUCCUGCCCACCGUUGGGCCCACAACAAUGGAGGAAGAGGAAAGUUGGGCAGAAUUGGAUGACAUCAUUAGUGGAGGGGAGCUGUCAUCAUGUAUCGGACGAGGAACCCCAAGAAUUCCUAAACAUUUUGGAUUAUGUCCGAGAAGGUGUGCGCUCCACACAGUCACCGACCACUCUGCCGACUAUUCUGGACCCAGACAGUGUGUUAAGCACAACAUUAACCAACAUUCUCAACUUCUGUCGCACCAAAAGUCUGAAAGAUGUGAACGUGUUCGCUCGCUGUGGGUGCUAUGUCCGGAAGCAAAACAAUCAACGAAAGGAAGUUUUGCUGUCGUACUUGAAGAUGUAGGAUCUGCUCUUACGUAUUCUCGUGCCAAAGUGAAACAUAUUGUGGAAACCUCGAAUUAUGGGACGUCGAGUUCCUACCGCUUCCUGCAGGGCACUCAUGAUUCAAAGAAGAGAAGAUGUCUAGCGUUUUAUGUCGACAACAUUCCUGAAAAGCUAAGAAGCAAACUGUUGGACGUCACAACAAAGGAGUCGUACAACAUUCAUUGGAGCCUCGAUGACGAUGAUGGUGUAGAGGAUGGCAAGGAUGAUGAUCCCAGUGACAAGGAGGACGACGACCCCUUCCCCACCGAUGGUGAGAAGAAAAACGAUGAUCCUCCCCCCAGUAACAAGGAGGACGACGACCCAUUCCCCAGCUUAGGUGUCAAGAAUCUUCCCCCCAGUGACAAGGAGGACGACGACCCCCUCCCCAGCGUGGGUGACACUAAAGAUGACGAUCUUCCCCCCAGUGACAAGGAGGACGACGACCCCUCCCCAGCGUGGGUGACACUAAAGAUGACGAUCUUCCCCCCCGUGACAAGGAGGACGACGACCCCUCCCCAGCGUAGGUGACACUAAAGAUGACGAUCCCUCCCCCAACGACAACAAUCCCCCCCCUAGCGACAAGAAGGCCAAACGUAAGAGAAUCACUGCAGAACCUGCUGCUGCAAAGAAAAAACGUUUGGGGGAAGCAAGUCUCUUACGUGAUGGCCUCGGGAAGUCGUACACACCCAAAAAUCUGAAGAGGCGCACCCGCAACUCUGCAUUGUCUGAUUUCUAGUAUUACGUGCAACGUACCCCUUACUUUUGUUAGCUACAAUGACAUUCUUUAUUGCUGGCUGAUUCAGCGAUAGUUUAU